Globicephala melas (long-finned pilot whale) is the source of this 978-nucleotide messenger RNA. It is a transcript of the gene OTP, whose product is annotated as orthopedia homeobox. The record is from RefSeq and is a predicted model, not a curated record. Gene Ontology annotation, biological process: regulation of DNA-templated transcription; neuron differentiation. Gene Ontology annotation, molecular function: DNA-binding transcription factor activity, RNA polymerase II-specific; DNA binding. NCBI's taxonomy places the organism in Eukaryota, Metazoa, Chordata, Mammalia, Artiodactyla, Delphinidae.
AUGCUGUCUCACGCCGACCUCCUGGACGCCAGGCUAGGUAUGAAAGAUGCUGCCGAGCUUCUGGGCCACCGGGAGGCGGUGAAGUGUAGGCUGGGCGUGGGGGGCUCCGACCCCGGGGGCCAUCCGGGGGACCUAGCGCCCAACUCCGACCCAGUCGAGGGAGCCACUCUGCUGCCCGGGGAGGACAUCACCACAGUGGGCUCUACGCCGGCCUCUCUGGCGGUGAGCUCAAAGGACCCGGACAAGCAGCCGGGGCCCCAAGGUGGCCCGAACCCCAGCCAAGCAGGUCAGCAGCAGGGCCAACAGAAGCAGAAGCGCCACCGGACGCGCUUCACCCCGGCGCAGCUCAACGAGUUGGAGAGGAGCUUCGCCAAGACUCACUACCCCGACAUCUUCAUGCGCGAGGAGCUGGCGCUCCGUAUCGGGCUGACGGAGUCCCGAGUGCAGGUCUGGUUCCAGAACCGGCGAGCUAAGUGGAAGAAGCGCAAGAAGACCACCAACGUGUUCCGUGCACCGGGGACGCUGCUGCCCACGCCAGGCCUGCCUCAGUUCCCGUCGGCCGCCGCCGCCGCCGCCGCCGCCAUGGGCGACAGCCUGUGCUCUUUCCAUGCCAACGACACCCGCUGGGCGGCAGCCGCCAUGCCGGGAGUGUCGCAGCUGCCGCUACCGCCGGCGCUGGGCAGGCAGCAAGCCAUGGCACAGUCGCUGUCCCAGUGCAGCCUGGCGGCCGGUCCGCCGCCCAACUCCAUGGGCCUGUCCAACAGCUUGGCGGGCUCCAACGGCGCGGGGCUGCAGUCGCACCUCUACCAGCCUGCCUUUCCCGGCAUGGUGCCCGCCUCCCUCCCCGGCCCCAGCAAUGUCUCCGGCUCGCCCCAGCUCUGCAGCUCCCCGGACAGCAGCGACGUGUGGCGGGGCACGAGCAUCGCCUCCCUCCGCCGCAAGGCGCUAGAGCACACAGUCUCCAUGAGCUUCACUUAA